Symbiodinium necroappetens is the source of this 822-nucleotide messenger RNA. The record is from the annotation of a GenBank genome assembly. NCBI's taxonomy places the organism in Eukaryota, Dinophyceae, Suessiales, Symbiodiniaceae.
AUGGCUGCCCGUGUGAUCGCGGCGGCGCUGAUUGCGGUGGCCGCCGGCCAGGAAGCGCUAAGCCUCGACGACGAGUGCGCGGGCGAGGAGCAAUGUGCGCUGAACGCACUGCAGCGGCGAGGUGAGGCCGUGUCGGCCCUGGAGAAAACAGCGGAAGCUGCCGGCGCUCCGAAGUGCGAGAGCCUCCAGCACCCCUCCAACAACAUCUGCCGUUCGACGGUCGAAUGGGCGCACAGGGGCGGAAAGUACGACCGACAUGGGCCACAGUGGUUUGCUGACAUGCAGUCCAUUUCCGGUGUGGAUUACCACACAGCCAGCCUCGGCGACUGGCAAAAGCUCUACUUUUGCGCACCUCCCGGAGGCAAUCAGUGUGGGUCGCCGCCGUGCACCUGCACGAACCCUCCAUGUGAUGUCUGCUUCCAGGGGAAGAGCAAAGCCAAAUGCAGCGAUCCCGACAGCAUCGCGUGCAAGCCACCGGCCACAGCGCUUGACUACAACGGGAUGGCUUGGGAGGACAUGAAUGUCUCUGGCACAGGUCCUUUCCAUGUCUUUGCCAUCGGUGACUGGGGUGGCUUGGAUGGUACACUGCACCCAAUUGAGGGGCGGCCCAACCUCAUUGCCUACCCGGCAGGAACGAAAGCAGGACCAAGCGUUUUCCCAAGGACGCGCUUCAACAAGCCGCACACAAGGCUGCUCUGCAACCACAAGCAGUUUGUCGAGUGCUACAAGACGAUGGGACGAGUGUGCAAUCCCGGAUGUGGUUUCGUGAAGGGCAUCGAUGAUCAGCCACAGCUCCUGGUGGCCAGCUCCUUCAAGAGUCGC